Messenger RNA from Kockovaella imperatae, 702 nucleotides. RefSeq names its product 28 kda golgi snare protein. Gene Ontology annotation, biological process: endoplasmic reticulum to Golgi vesicle-mediated transport; vesicle fusion. Bases 1 to 702 code for a protein of 233 amino acids. Gene Ontology annotation, cellular component: Golgi membrane; cis-Golgi network; SNARE complex. The transcript is spliced from 5 exons. The record is from RefSeq and is a predicted model, not a curated record. NCBI's taxonomy places the organism in Eukaryota, Fungi, Basidiomycota, Tremellomycetes, Tremellales, Cuniculitremaceae. Gene Ontology annotation, molecular function: SNAP receptor activity.
AUGUCCUCUAGCACUAGCUGGGAUAAUGCGAGAAAGCAUGCUCGUGCUUUGGAAACCGCUUUGGAGGCCAAAUUGUCAGCAUACUCCAAAGCUGCGGUCGCCGUGGCUCGAACGUCCGCGACGCCUGGAAGUAGUAGUGCUGUCGAAGAGGGAGAGGGAGACCAUGAACUAUUGGAGGAACAGGUGGAAGAGUUACUGAAUAAAUUGGAUCAGGCUGUGGAUGAACUAUUCAACCUGAUCAACUCCCCCUCACAGCCACCCAGUUCAGCGAUGCAGCACGCAGCACAGAGACACCGCGAUAACCUAGAAGAUUAUCGACGCGAUUUCAUGCGGACUAAAAGCAAUGUUCGUCAAGCUCUGCAGCGGGUCAAUCUUCUUGGUUCGGUUCGCAAAGACAUCGACAACUAUCGCUCCGCUCAGAUGUCGCAGACAGAUGCAUUGCUCGCGGACCGCGGUCGCAUAGAUUCAAGUCAUCGCAUGAUGGAUGAUACACUAAAUCAGGCUUAUGCUACGAGGGAGGAUUUUGCGCAGCAGCGUUCCAUGCUGGCGUCUAUCGAAUCCCGGAUGGGCGGAGUUCUGAGUCAAAUGCCGGUGAUCAAUUCCCUUAUCAACAUGAUCAGGUCUCGAAGGCGGAGGGAUGCGAUCAUUUUGGGAUGCGUAGCCGGCGUGUGCAUGUUGCUCCUGUUGUACUAUCUCUUCUAG